Molecule: messenger RNA, 309 nt
Organism: Pseudovirgaria hyperparasitica
Lineage: Eukaryota; Fungi; Ascomycota; Dothideomycetes; Acrospermales; Acrospermaceae
Exons: 1
Coding region: 1-309 (102 amino acids)
Source: RefSeq, a predicted model, not a curated record
AUGAACGCAGUCCUGCAUUAUCAAAUAACCGCGUCAUUCCCACUCUCCGUCGUCAGCAGCCAGAGUCGUAUCAAAGGGGCAUCCCAUCAAUCCACCUCACCAGCACCGGCAGUCCCCUCUCUACCGACGAACGAUCGACCAUCGUCCAUCGUCCAUCGUCCAACCACCAAAUAUGUCCCUAACUCCCUGCCGCCGAUCCUCAUCUCAAGCGAUCGAUUUGCUGCAGCACAGACACCCGCCGAACGCCAGUUCCAGCAAAUCAGAGGCACCGUCACCCCCACACCAAAACCAGACCAGACAAGACGCUAA